GAAGCAAUUAUUCAAUUAAUGAACUUUUGGAAUCUUUUGCAGGACUGGAGACGAGAGCAACAAGAAGGUUACAAGCAGUCAGACUUGGCAAGCCAAUGCGUUCACAGAUUCAAAAUUUACGUUGAAGGAUCUGCAUGGUCCGUGAGCGAGAAAUACAUUCUGGGAUGCGAUUCUGUUACAUUACUUGUGACGCCUCAUUACUACGAUUUCUUCACAAGAAGUUUGAUACCGUUGCAACACUAUUGGCCGAUAAAAGAGAACGACAAGUGCAGAUCGAUUAAAUAUGCAGUCGACUGGGGAAAUAGUCAUGGAAAAGAGGCUCGGGCCAUUGGCAAGGCAGCAAGCAGUUUCAUUAUCGAGGAUUUGAAGAUGGAUUAUGUAUACGAUUACAUGCUCCAUCUCUUGACGGAGUAUUCCAAACUCUUAAAAUACAAGCCUAGCGUGCCUCGAAGAGCAGUUGAGCUCUGUUCAGAGUCGAUGGCUUGCCCUGCACACGGGGUCGAGAAGAAAUUCAUGACUGACUCGCUGGUUGAAGGUCACUCUUAUUCGAGCCCAUGCACCAUGCCUCCACCCUAUGAUCCUGCGUCUCUUCAUUCCGUUCUUGAGAGGAGAGAGAAUUCAGUAAAGCAAGUAGAGACAUGGGAGAAACAAUACUGGGAAACUCAAAAUAAGCAAAUAUAGAAACCUUAAAACUUGUAAUGUUUUCGUCAAUAUUACACAUAGAUUUAUCUUAUGUUUGUAACUUGUAUUGUUUAUAUACAUGAUCAUAAUCUAUAAAUGAAUGACUUGUUUCUUUUA
Messenger RNA from Olea europaea var. sylvestris, 798 nucleotides. RefSeq lists its product as uncharacterized. Lineage: Eukaryota; Viridiplantae; Streptophyta; Magnoliopsida; Lamiales; Oleaceae. The coding region runs from base 19 to 681 and encodes 220 amino acids. The record is from RefSeq and is a predicted model, not a curated record. The transcript is spliced from 3 exons.